Spinacia oleracea (spinach) is the source of this 2039-nucleotide messenger RNA. Its product is annotated as protein GLUTELIN PRECURSOR ACCUMULATION 3. NCBI's taxonomy places the organism in Eukaryota, Viridiplantae, Streptophyta, Magnoliopsida, Caryophyllales, Amaranthaceae. The transcript is spliced from 16 exons. The record is from RefSeq and is a predicted model, not a curated record. Gene Ontology annotation, molecular function: protein binding. Bases 210 to 1736 code for a protein of 508 amino acids.
CCUUAACAUUAUACCACCUACAGUUUUAAGCAAAGUAUUUACGAAAAUGUCAUUUGAUUGGAAAAAUUUUCUAAUCACUAAGAUUAACUCGGAAUUUCUCUUGAUGGUGGAACAACAAAUUGUGAUUUACUUGUAUUGAAAUUUAGAUCUUCUUGGGUAUUGAAAGUAGCACCACGUUUGAAGCAAAGGAACACUGAAGAGAGAGAGAAAUGCAUUACUGGAUUCGAGCUGCUUCUUCUGAUUUUGCAGGCACUCUCCCGCAUGCUCGAAGUGGGCAUACCGCUGUGAAUAUUGGACAAUCGAAAGUCGUGAUUUUUGGAGGUUUGGUGGAUAAACGCUUCCUCAAUGACAUCACCGUCUAUGAUGCCGAGAAUAAGCUGUGGUUUCAGCCUGAGUGCACUGGCAGUGGUUCAGAUGAACAGGUUGGUCCAAGUCCCAGAGCAUUUCAUGUAGCUGUUGCUAUUGACUGCCAUAUGUUUGUAUUUGGUGGGCGUUCAGGUGCCAAAAGGCUUGGUGACUUUUGGGUAUUGGACACCGAUAUAUGGCAGUGGUCAGAGUUAUCAGGUUUCGGGGACUUGCCACCGGCCCGAGAUUUUGCGGCUGCUGCACCUAUUGGAAAUCAAAAGAUUGUCAUGUGUGGUGGCUGGGAUGGUAAGAAGUGGCUGUCAGAUGUGUAUAUUUUGGACACAAUAUCACUAGAGUGGACAGAGAUGUCAAUUUCGGGGACGGUGCCUCCUGCUAGAUGUGGUCACACGGCUACUAUGGUUGAGAAACGACUGUUAGUUUAUGGGGGAAGAGGAAGCAGUGGAAUAGUGGGGGAUUUUUGGGCUCUAAAAGGGAUCAUUGAGGAAGAAAAUGAAACACCUGGUUGGACCCAACUAAAGCUUCCUGGUCAGGCUCCUUCCUCCCGAUGUGGUCAUACUGUGACAUCUAGAGGGCACUAUCUAUUACUAUUUGGAGGGCACGGGACAGGUGGCUGGCUUAGUCGUUAUGAUAUUUACUACAAUGACUGCAUCAUCCUAGAUAGAGUGUCUGUGCAGUGGAAACGGUUACCUACACGCAAUGAGUCCCCACCAGCACGAGCAUAUCAUUCCUUGACAUUAAUUGGGUCUCGCUAUUUGUUAUUUGGAGGCUUUGACGGGAAAUCUACUUUUGGUGACUUUUGGUGGUUGGUUCCCGAAGAGGAUCCCAUAUCAAAGAGAUCAACCCCGUCCUUGCCCAAACAGCUUCAUGAGGACAGAGAAGUAGCGGCGUCUGAUUCAACAUUGCAGUCUGUCCUUGAGGAAAACCAACAUCAAGAGUCUGCAAUCUCGGCACUUCAAAAAAGAUUCAAAUCUUUUCCCUCGUUUUCUAGAUCUGAACAUCAGAUUUUGGAUGAAGCAAAUGACAAGGAGCUACAUGAGUUGGCUUUAAAUUUCAUGGAAGGAAGAUUAUCUAGUCAUGAUGAAGUGUCUCUCAUUCUGGCAGUUCAGAUGCUUCGUGAUUAUUGGAGUAACGUUGAGGCCAACUUCAUUGAGUUAAGGCAGCUUGGGCCCUUGCUUCGUGACUAUCAACGCUUGAUUAAGCAUCAUCAUCUGGACAGAAUUAUUUCUGAAUACAAUUCAGCAUCUCCAGGAUUUGUCUCUUUUGGAUGUUCUGCUGCAUAUCGGUUCUAUCAUAUCAAUGAUGCUUCUCAGUUACGUAUGGAGGAUAUUCCAAAAUUGCUGGGAGAAUAUAAAGAGCUUUUGGGUGAUUGAUGCUGGGCUGAUAUUUAAAUUGAAAUCAAUGAAUGAAUUUAGAAUAGGGUUUGUUAUCUUGUGUCAUUACCUUUGAAAAUCCAUCAAAGCUAGUAGUUCUCCUAGAGAUCAGGAGAUGAGAAUCGAUCUCCAACAUCAGUAUUCAGUUUGGGUGGUGGAAAGAUCAAUUCUCCCACAUGUGUUUUUAACUUUACUCUUUUUAUGCAAUGAAUCCCUCGAUUUCACUCAGUGAGCUUGGUAAAAGGAUUGUAUUGUAAUUUACUCUUCUUAUAUCAUAAUAUAUGUGCUUUGGUGACUUGGGCA